Messenger RNA from Staurois parvus, 213 nucleotides. The record is from the annotation of a GenBank genome assembly. NCBI's taxonomy places the organism in Eukaryota, Metazoa, Chordata, Amphibia, Anura, Ranidae.
UGCCCCAUCAUUGGUGUCAGUGUGGGAGGAAUAGUGCCCCAUCAUUGGUGUCAGUGUGGGAGGAAUAGUGCCCCAUCAUUGGUGUCAGUUGUGGGAGGAAUAGUGCCCCAUCAUUGGUGUCAGUGUGGGAGGAAUAGUGCCCCAUCAUUGGUGUCAGUGUGGGAGGAAUAGUGCCCCAUCAUUGGUGUCAGUGUGGGAGGAAUAGUGCCCCAU